GCUGGAUAUUAUUAUUACUACUUGCAUCUACUUUCGUUCUUAAUUUUUCAACUGUUUAUAUUGGUUUUAGCUUAGUAUUAUUCAGAUUGUCGCUAUUGUUUGGGCAGUGUAUACUGAAAAUAUUCAAACAUUCUCUAUCCUCUAUCUGUUUGAUAUGACUUGAGUGAUAAUAAUAUAUUAUCUGUGUUGAAAUACUUGUUAUACGACCUAUCAUUGAUUGAAUAAUAUAGUAACCCGAUAUUCCAUCUGUGCGUUACAGUUAGGUACAGCUUUUCUGAAAGAUGGCAAGUCAAGGUUUGGAGAGAAAAAUUUCAAUAGUUGGCAGUGGUCUGAUAGGACGAUCAUGGGCAAUGAUUUUUGCUUCGGCUGGGUACUCCGUAUCUCUGUACGAUAUCGACCAGAAGCAAAUUGAAACUGCACUUGCAGAUAUCGAACAACAGCUGAAAACACUGGAAAAAGGAGGACUUCUGAGAGGAACCACUUCGUCUGACCAACAAUUUGCUUUGAUAAAAGGAACGAUAAAUUUGCAAGAAUCCGUUAAAAACGCCACCAUUGUACAAGAAUGCGUCCCAGAAAAUCUCGAACUGAAAAGGAAAGUGUGGAAACAAGUCGACGAACUAGUCUCGCCAAAUACCAUCUUGUCAAGUUCAACAUCAACCUUCAUGCCAUCCAAACUCAGUGAUCAUCUCAAAAAUAAGGCUAAUAUGAUAAUAUCGCAUCCAGUUAACCCUCCAUACUAUGUCCCAGUAAUCGAGAUAGUACCAGCCCCUUGGACUGAUCCGGAAAUAGCCAGAAGAACCAGAGACAUCUGGACUGAGGUCGGACAAACUCCGGUGUCUCUCACAAAAGAAGUACCUGGAUUCAUCAUCAACAGAUUACAAUAUGCUUUGUUGAACGAAUCCUGGCAUCUAGUGACAGAAGGCGUCUUGGACGUCAAAGACCUGGACAAAAUCAUGUCCGAAGGUCUCGGGAUGAGGUAUGCAUUUUUGGGAACGUUGGAGACCACUCAUCUGAACGCGCAAGGUUUCGAAGACUACUGCAGGGCCUACUCCAAAACCAUCCAUGAAGUCAGCAGCGAUUUCAAACCCACGCCCAAGUUCGAGGGGCCCCAUGUCAAGGAAAUCGCAAGACAGCUCGAAGCUGAAGUGCCUCUGGAUAGACUACAGGAGAGAAGAAAUUGGAGAGAUGCCUGUUUAACGAAACUGAGCCAACUGAAGAAAGAAAUGAACAAACUGAAGAAGUGAACUAAAAUUUAAAUGUUAUGAACUGUGAAAAUAAAGAAUUUAAAGCAUAUCAAAUUGAA
Molecule: messenger RNA, 1303 nt
Organism: Phaedon cochleariae (mustard beetle)
Lineage: Eukaryota; Metazoa; Arthropoda; Insecta; Coleoptera; Chrysomelidae
Source: the annotation of a GenBank genome assembly